CCCAGUCCUUGUUUCCAUUUCUUAGUGUCCUCCCUAAAUGCGUGACACCAUCAUCGCCCCUCGACGACGGCCAACUUUUAUCACACUCGUUACAAGCCUUUACACACCUUGAAAUACACGCUCGUUAAAUAUUGAAACCUUCCACCUGACCUUCAAACGUCCGGAGACACAUGAGCAUCUUCUAGCGACCCGAGUCGCGAACCUGGAUCCUGCAACUACUCCUCCGUCCUUACGAUCAACAUGCUUCUCCCGAUAGGAACCACGCUCCUUGCAUUCGCCAGCGUGAUUUCAGCGCAGAUAACCGAUCCAAAUCUAACGGGGACAUGGUCGAGUAAAGCGAAAACAGUGUUUACUGGUCCGAGUUUCUACGAUCCGGUCGGCGAGAGAUUGAUCGAACCGAAACACCCGGGCAUUUCCUAUUCCUUUUCCGACGAUGGACAUUACGAGGUGGCUUAUUAUCGGGCAAUCCCAAACCCUGUGCAACCGAAAUGUCCCAAGGGGAUUAUGCAGUGGCAACAUGGGACAUGGACGAAAUACGAGAACGGCUCCCUCGUCUUGACGCCGCUAGCCAUCGACGGAAGACAAUUGCUCUCAAACCCCUGCAAGUACGAACACGCAAUCUACACUCGAUAUAACCAGAGUGAAUUAUUCGAGCGCUACGAAGUUCGAACGGACCCAUAUCACAACGUUAUGCGGUUAAACCUCUUCCAAUUCGAUGGCUCGCCUCUCAUGCCUCUCUACCAGGAGUACACAUCACCCCUGAUGCUCCCCGUCCAGACCCUCAAUCCCACCUCCACCUCCACAGGGGCAGGAACGCAAAAGACGGGAAGCAAGUUCAGGCGGUCAGUGGGCGAUGAGAGGGUCUUCCAGAAUCCCGUUCUUCCGAGGCAGAACCAAAUGUCGUUGGCUGACAAAUGGUGGUGGAUUGGUGUGGGAAUGACGGGGCUUGGAGGGGUGCUGUACUUGUGUUUCUAAUGGCGCGAACGAUUUGUAUAAAAGAAGCGCUAGUUGUCAUUCCUACUCGGCGUACUGACAUGCGUUGUUAUGUGGCGUUUCAGGACUUACACAGGCGGUUUUGGAACCGUUGCAUGGCCAGGAUUUCGCAUUCUGGUGCUGGU
Molecule: messenger RNA, 1118 nt
Organism: Eremomyces bilateralis CBS 781.70
Lineage: Eukaryota; Fungi; Ascomycota; Dothideomycetes; Eremomycetales; Eremomycetaceae
Exons: 4
Coding region: 241-975 (244 amino acids)
Biological process (GO): 'de novo' protein folding
Cellular component (GO): endoplasmic reticulum membrane; endoplasmic reticulum
Source: RefSeq, a predicted model, not a curated record